Messenger RNA from Rhipicephalus sanguineus (brown dog tick), 1582 nucleotides. Its product is annotated as zinc metalloproteinase-disintegrin-like VLAIP-B. The record is from RefSeq and is a predicted model, not a curated record. Gene Ontology annotation, molecular function: metalloendopeptidase activity. Gene Ontology annotation, biological process: membrane protein ectodomain proteolysis. NCBI's taxonomy places the organism in Eukaryota, Metazoa, Arthropoda, Arachnida, Ixodida, Ixodidae.
ACUGUCGUUUCGGGGUGACAGAUCGACUCCAAGAAUAUCGAAAAAAGCCUUUUCGAGAACAAGAGAACUUUCGCUUCUCUCCUUCUUGAAGAAACUGAACAAGGAUUCGUCAUGGAAGGCCUUGUAAACCACACUUACAGGAUUGAACCUUUAUUUGAAGCUGAAAGGUCUGACAGAGGGCAAAUUGCUCACAAACUUUAUACGGUGCAGCCACACGAAGCGAAUUUCAACGAAUCGAUUUCAGCAUUCGAUCCUCCCCCUCAGCAGUUUAAAGUAGAGGCCAGGGCCGACCUUCCAAAAGUUUUCCGUCCGGAUGUUUUUCUAAUAUCGGAUUACGAACACAGCAGGCACUUCGCGACUCUUCAGAAAUUAAUAAUCUACCUCGUCAUAUUCUUCAAUGGCGUGAAGUUACGCUACGAAAGUGUACGAUAUGUGUCUAUCGUACCCAGACUGGUUGGCGUUGAACGUGCAGAGUGGGGCCAGGACUCCUAUGAGAUCAUGUACGGAAAGGAUAUGAUUGCUGAAAGUACACUAACUAACUUUCAGUCGUACGUUGAAGGGCGGCUGAGGGACUUCGUGGGUGCCGACGCCGUAAUGCUGGUCACCGGACACUCCAUGGUGAGCGUGAAAUUACGCUACGAAAGUGUACGAUAUGUGUCUAUCGUACCCAGACUGGUUGGCGUUGAACGUGCAGAGUGGGGCCACGACUUCUAUGAGAUCAUGUACGGAAAGGAUAUGAUUGCUGAAAAUACACUAACUAACUUUCAGUCGUACGUUGAAGGGCGGCUGAGUGACUUCGUGGGUGCCGACGCCGUAAUGCUGGUCACCGGACACUCCAUGGUGAGCGUGAGCACUGGACGGAUCAGGCCAGGGGUAGCAGGAUUGGCCAUGACCGGAGGUAUGUGCACAAGGCGAAGGGUAGGUGAAAGCUUGGACAUCGGGAGAAGAUAUGCCGGUGUUGCUGCUCUAGCUCACGAGCUGGCGCACAUAAUGGGAUCAAGCCAUGACCAAGCGGCUCCAGUACCAAACAUUCCUGGAAACCAAGGCGCAUACCACUGCCUUUGGAGUGACGGGUACCUCAUGAGCUACGUCAGUAAGGACGAGAGGCAGUUUUCUUUUUCAUCAUGCUCACAGGAGCAGUUUGUUGCCUUCCUGAUGUAUGUCCCUCAAAGCUGCAUAGAAAACACUUGGAAAGGCAAAUUACCAAAGACUUCGAAAAGAUUGCCUGGUGACACGUUCUCUCGCAAGAAAUUCUGCCGAAGGCACUCCGGCUUUGCAAAUUCAAAAGAAUGUAAAAAGAGACACGGUGAUGACCUUUGCAAAAUAAACUGUUGUCCUGGGAAAGACACCUACGGACGAGACGUUGGUGAGGCUGAAAUCUGGUGUCUAGACGGAGCAAACUGCGGUAAAAACAGGGAAUGCUACGGUGGUUACUGCAAAACCAAGCGAAGAGAGUAAAGCAGCAUCGAACGAAAAAUGAGGAACAGUAGCUGAACCAUGGCGUCCCACGGUGUACAUCGCAUUUGUUGAAUUUAAGAAAGAAACUUCCAAGUAGCAUUUUCAAAACAAUAAAAUGCGUCUC